Messenger RNA from Dreissena polymorpha, 3699 nucleotides. RefSeq lists its product as uncharacterized. NCBI's taxonomy places the organism in Eukaryota, Metazoa, Mollusca, Bivalvia, Myida, Dreissenidae. The transcript is spliced from 9 exons. The record is from RefSeq and is a predicted model, not a curated record. The coding region runs from base 318 to 2093 and encodes 591 amino acids.
CCGGUGUUGUGAGAUGUAAUGUUUACAUGUGUGUUGUGCAAUAGCGAACGAAGUCUUUAUCCAUAUAAAUAAGCCUGACAUUGAGCAAACUAAACGAAUAAACAUGAAAUAACACACGAAACUAAGAUUCUUUGACACCUGAAAAUCUCAGGCCACAUAUUUGGUGCAUGAAAAUCAUUGAUUGAGCCAAAUUAACCAAAGGACAAAGUGCAAUCGGACAGACUUGUGCAAUUGUAAAUAAUAUCGAAAACGGAACAGGGCAACAACUUGGAAGCUUUUAGGCAUUUUUCACCAGAUAUUUUGAUUGUGUCUUAAUCAUGCGAGGCCGAGGAAGAGGACGUGGUCGUGGUGGAAGAGGUCGUGGUGGAAGGGGUCGUGGUUCAAGCCGGGGAAGAGGAGGUCGCAAUACACGAUCCCAGUCAAAGCCCAGGGAAGAGACAACGACAACUCCCAAGGAGUUGAAUAUCGAGACUGACGUUACCUCAUAUUUUGUGGGCAACGUCUCUGCAGACCAGCAUUACGAGGGGCAGCAGCAGAACCGUGACAGAUAUGCAGCCGCUAUGGCUGUCCUGCAGAAUAAUGGCGUAGAUAUAGUGCAGAAUGCUAGAAUCAGAGCCCUCGCAGCCGCCUGGGCGAGACAUGACUAUGAGUUGGCAAACGCUUUUCUCCAGAACAAAGACAACUUUGGGCUGCUUGAAGUUCUCAAAGCUGUGACUUUGCUGGACUCUGGGCGCCAAAUUCGUGUCCUUGAAAAGAAGAUGAAACGUUUACAGACAUCUGCCGGCAAAGUGAAACCCACAACAAUUGGCAAACUGAAGUCGGACAUCGACAACUUGAACAAGCAUAAACCGUUGCAUGGCACAGCCAGUGGAGCCAUCUGUAAACAUGUUCGAAGUUGGGUAAAGCAUUUCACGAAAGAUGAACUGGAGUUCUACGCUUUACAUUUUCCCAAGGAUCCCUGGACGAAGUUGGCCGACAUUUGUCAUUUUCAUCCUAAACAGGAUUUUCCCGCCCUAGAUUGGUUCCUGGAAUACUGCUAUGGUGGUCCCGCCCCAGAGGGGUCUAUGGUUCAGCGGUGUUGCAAUGUUACUGCCGAGAAUGUGAAUAGCUUGAUACAGGAGUUCCCCAUCCCAUACACUCAUGUGAAGUUACACUUGACUGCUCUCACGAACGAAUCGAAGGCACGGAUAGCUUCAUACGAGAAGAAAUUGGAUACAGUGAUUUGGUGGUACGACGAACUGAAGUGCACUGAAGUGGACGAGGUUAUAACAAGACGUGUCCAGGCAGGGGAAGAGAUUACUCUGCCUAAUGGCAAGCUUCUGGAACGUCUUCUGGCGAUCAAGAUGUAUCGAGAGGGUCUGCAGCAAAACAGCUACGGUUACGGUGAAAAUGGGAAGGAGAGAAAGCCAGACGAGACCAAGGCGCCAUUUUUCAAGGAGUUGUUGCCCUUGGGACAGAAAAAGAUGGACGCAAUUAGCCUCUCUCUGGAGUCCCCAAUAGUUGUGAUAGGGGACGCGUCUGGCUCGAUGCAAGUGGCGAUAAGAACAAGUUCCAUCAUCGCAGGCCUGUUGACAGCAAUAUGUCAGGCUCAACUCGUGUUCUUCAACACUGAAAAUAUCGUCCCUCCAUAUGUACCUAAGAACAUUGAAGAGGUUCUAAACCUAGCUGUGGAGAUGCAGGCAGGAGGUGGUACGACCCCUGCAGCCAGUCUGUGGCCUUUCUAUGAAAAAAAGGAGGUCGUGAAGACGUUCAUCAUUGUGACCGAUGAAGAAGAGAAUGGCCAGAGUCAUGGCGAUAACUUCAAUGGCCUGUACCAGAAGUACCACGACGAAGUGUACCCGGCGAAGCUCGUCUUCGUCUCAUUCUUCCAUAAUCAGAAUUCUCGCGGUGAUAUGGUACCCAAAUUGGAAGCCAACGGCCACAAACCAAUGCGGUUCAUUUUCGACUUUGCCCGACCAGAUUUGACGAAGCUGGACAAGAUGUUUGGAAUGCUUGUGUCUGGGACGACUAAUUUUGAUGACGAAAUACGCCAGGUACAGUUGGAUAUCAAGAGCGGGCGCCUGGCGAAAGUUUUUGAAAAAAUGGAGAUUUGAGGUCAGAACCCAUGUUCAUAAAGCUUCGUUCAGGUUUUUUUUCCACUUUUUGGGAAGAUAGCCCAUGGCUUUGGAUUUGGGAGGUUUAUCUGCAUUUUCAUGAAAUUGGGAAAAUAAAUUCAUUAGCCUUUUUUUUCCACACGAAAAGUCCACAGACAAGGGAAAUACUUUAUUUGAUAUAACUCUUUAUAAUCAUUCAAAUUAAAAAAAAAAUAAUCAUAUAAUACUUUGUUUGAGGUAAUUGAAUUAAAAUUGAGAUAAAAUACACAUUAGACACUUCUUUCUAAAAAAAAAUAAAAAAAAAAAAAUUUUUUUUUUUUUUUGUAAAUUGGGAAUUUUUUGCCACAUUUUGGGAAAAAAGUAAACUUUUUGGGAUUGGGAACAUAGCCGAAUUUCGGCUAUAAAAUCGGCCAAAAAAAACCCUGUCGUUAUUUUAACUAUUUUAAGUAUAUAUAUAUUCAUGACAACUACCAAGAGUCUGAGGUAAUUUAAUACGUAUUUUUAUGCCCCCCUUAAAAGAAGAGGGGGUAUAUUGUUUUGCACAUGUCGGUCGGUCCAUCUGUUUGUCUGUCCAUCAAAUGGUUUCUGGAUGAUAACUCAAGAAUGCUUAGGCCUAGGAUCAUGAAACUUCAUAGGUACAUUGCUUGUGACUGGCAGAUGACCUCUAUUGAUUUUCAGGUCACUAGGUCAAAGGUCAAGGUCAUUUUUGGGGGGCAUAUGUGUCCGACCGGAACACUUGCUUACAUUAAAUUGUCUUUAAAUACUUUAUAUUGCUGAGAUGUUAGGUAUCGUAUCUCGUUAUUAACAUAAAUCUUUGGAUACAGUUCAAAAAGAAAAAUGUGAUAAGAAAGUCAAUGUUUUUGCUCGAGGAACCGUGAAUACCCACACAGGAUAUUCCUCUUAUUCCAAAUUAUUAUGUUCAAGUUUUAAGUAUUUACACCAUUCAAAACGGUUAAUUGUGAAAUUAUAGUUUUAACCAUAUAUGCCUAGCGUCUAGAAAAAAAGGCCUUGGCAAACAGUGUUAACCCAGAUGAGACGCUGCAUGAUGCGGCGUCUCAUCAGGAUCUGCGCUGUUUGCUUAAUGGAAUUUCUGUAAGAAAUAUUCUAAAUAUAGAAAUAAAUAUACUGGACAUCCAUAGUUUUGGAAAUUAAUUGAUCCAAUUUAAAAGGAUGGGAGAGUCCACUAGGCAUAAAUGGGUAAAUCAACUAUAUCAUGGCUUCAAUGUUCAAGACCAUGACCAAGACCAAUGGGCAGGUGCCAUACAUGAUACUCAACUUACUUUUUUAAAUUGUGUCUACUAUUGAGCUGUGAUAACUAUUGUGCACACAUACAUAAAUUGCAUCCUUUAAUAUUAUUUCUAUUGUUAUAGAUAUUGUUAUUGUUAUAAAUAUUUAUGUGGAUAUGUUGUUGUUUUUUCUCCUGUUAUUAAUAAUAAUUUUCAACACAAAACAUUUGAUAACUAUUGUGCAUUUGUUAACUGUGAUAACUAUUGUGCUUGUGAAAUUUAAAUAAAUGAUUAUUUUUUAACACAGUUCACGUUUUGUUAUAUUUUAUUUUACACUAAAUAUUUAUUUUCAUAUUUAUGAAUAAAUUGUUGAGCUCCUA